AUGCUUAAAGAACUAAGUGCAGGUUUCUGUCUCAAGGCCUUUCUAGCUGAGCUGAUAGCAACCUUCUUAUUUGUCUUUGUUGGUCUAGGCUCAACUCUAUCAUGGUCGUUGGGCAUCCCAACUGUUCUUCAAAUAGCCUUCACCUUCGGUUUGGGCAUAGGCACUAUGGUACAAGCAGUAGGUCACAUAAGUGGCGCCCAUAUUAAUCCAGCUGUUAGCAUAGCCCUCCUUGUUGGGGCUCGAAUCUCUUUAGUUCAGACCUUUUUCUAUAUCAUAGCUCAGAUGUUGGGUGCAGUUAUAGGAGCAGCUUUACUUUCCGAGUUUGUCUCACCUGAAAUCAAAGGAGGAUUUGGAGUUAAUCAGCCAAGCAACAAUGUGACCUCUGGACAAGCCCUGGCCAUUGAGAUUGUGCUGACAUUUCAACUGGUCCUCUGCAUCUUUGGCUCAACAGACAGUCAGAGGUCAGAUAACAUUGGGUCCCCAGCCUUAUCCAUCGGACUUUCUGUUGUUCUGGGACACUUACUUGGGAUCUAUUAUACGGGAUGUUCCAUGAAUCCAGCACGUUCUUUUGGUCCUGCACUAAUUACAGGGAACUUUACAUAUCACUGGAUUUUUUGGGUGGGACCAAUAACAGGAGCCAUACUGGCUUGUCUAGUUUAUGACUAUCUGUUUGUACCCUAUUCAAUAACCACCAGUGAGAGAAUGGAAAUCCUGCGUGGCAACACACAAGAGAAUGAGAAAGAGGAAAGAAGGAAACAAUCUGUAGCCCUCAAUUCCCUCUACAGCCAAUCAAAUCAUAGAGAAAAAGUGUAA
Staurois parvus is the source of this 813-nucleotide messenger RNA. The record is from the annotation of a GenBank genome assembly. NCBI's taxonomy places the organism in Eukaryota, Metazoa, Chordata, Amphibia, Anura, Ranidae.